Molecule: messenger RNA, 6772 nt
Organism: Nycticebus coucang (slow loris)
Lineage: Eukaryota; Metazoa; Chordata; Mammalia; Primates; Lorisidae
Gene: KATNIP
Product: katanin interacting protein
Exons: 29
Coding region: 101-5074 (1657 amino acids)
Source: RefSeq, a predicted model, not a curated record
CUCUAUCACCAUUGGUUCAAAACUCUGCAGUAACCAGGGGAACUGCAAACAGUGUAGAGGCCGCUUCCGGUUCGAGCACCCGGAACCGCCGCCUCUAGGGAUGGACGGUCAAACUCUGCGAAAGGCUGAGAGAAGCCGGUCCUGCUCACGGGAGAAAAAGGAGGGUUACACUAAGGACAUGGUGACAGACUUUGAUGAGAAACAUGAUGAGUAUUUAAUAUUGCUUCAGCAGAGGAACCGGAUAUUAAAGCAUUUGAAAACCAAGGACCCCAUGCAAUUGAGACUGGAACACUUGGAGCAGGGUUUCUCUGUCUAUGUCAACGGGGCCAAUUCUGACCUGAAGACAUCACCACGGAAAGCCGUUCACGCUGACUUCUCCAGAAGUGCCUCACAUGCCGAGGGGACACGUGAUUACGGACGAAGAACCCUGCUUCGAGAAGCAGAAGAAGCCUUAAGACGCAAUUCGCGGACAGCCCCCAGCAAAGUUCAGCGCCGAGGAUGGCACCAGAAAUCUGUGCAGAUCAGAACAGAAGCUGGCUCACGGCUCCAUAUUGAACCUCCUUUGGACUAUUCUGAAGAUUUUGAGCUAUGUGGGGACGAGACAAUCAAGGCAAAGGAUGCUUCUGAGGAUGAUGCACAGGAUACCAAGUCUCCCCCCAGCGCCACGCCCUGUGAUUUUAAUUUCUCUCUCCUGAACGCACAUGGACAUUCUGACCCUCCGAGCAACACGGACAAAGAAAGGAUCCUCUUAACUAUUCAGGAUGUCAUGGAGCUGAGAAAAAGCCUUGAACUUAGUGUAAAUCUACAGAGGAAGCAAAAGGAUUGCUCCAGUGAUGAGUAUGACUCCAUCGAAGAAGAUGUGCUCUCUGAGCCUGAGCCCGAGGACCAGGUACUGGUGGACCAACCCAGAGAUGAGCCCUCUCCUUCCAGUGGGAAUUCAGUGCAAAAGGAUGUUCCCAAGGACCUGGAGACAGAAAGACGCUCUCGCCAUGGCCCAGACACACUUGUGGUACUAGAAUUUAACCCAGCUUCUAAAAGUAAUAAAAGAGAAAGGAAUUUGUCUGCAAAGCGGAAGGACAAUGCUGAGGUCUUCAUUCCCAGCAAAUCUGAGCCAAACCUGAAUCCCCAGCCCCCUGCUGUGUUCCCGGACCAGGAGAGGACUUGCUCCAGACCUGGAAGCCGGCGAGAGAGACCCUUGUCUGCAACCCGCAAAACUGUUUGUGAGGCUGAGGACCGAAAAGAAGAGGCCUCUGCUGUGUUCCGAGCCAUCCAGGUGGAGAACGAGGCCCUGCAGAACAUGAUCCUGAGCAGGAAGGCCGAGCCACCUGCCAGCCCUCUGCAGGAUGCAGAGGGACCCCCAGUAACAUCAUGGACCGGUCUGCGGAAGGAGAAGGAAGAGACGCUUGAGCUGCUUCCCAUCACCACGGCGACCACCACUCCAGAGCAGUUCAGGGCAGCAGGGGGAGACAAAGCCAUCGACCAAGCCAUUGACAGAAUCGGCCUUUUGGGAAGCAGACAACAGCAUAAGCUUCUGAAAGUCCUCCAGGCCAUUGAAAGUGACACUGCGCACUUCAGCGGGGUUGUUUCACCAACCGAGGACCAAGUACUGGACGUAGAGGACAAACAGACAAUGAAAGCGGAAGAGAUCAAAGAUGCUGUCUACGUGACCAUGGAAAUCCUGUCCAACUGGGGCAACCCACUGUGGGUGGGUCUCACAGAAGUUGAGUUCUUUGACCUAAAUGACACAAAGCUUUAUGUAUCACCCCAUGACGUGGAUAUCCGGAACACAGACACGCCCGGGCACCUAGGCUGCCUUGUCAACAGGAACUUAGCUGUCAAGAAAGAGCCUUCCUUGUGGACCUGUCCCUUCCACCCACCACUCCAGCUCUUUUUUGUUAUCCGCAACACAAGGCAGCUGUGUGACUUCAAUCUGGCCAAGAUCAAGGUUUGGAAUUACUGGACAACUGAUGGUGAUCUCGACAUUGGUGCCAAGAACGUGAAGCUUUAUGUCAACAAAAGCCUCAUCUUCGAUGGCAAGUUAGACAAAGGGGGCGGGGAGGCUCCGGCUGACCAGAGCAUCCCUGUCAGCCCAAAGAAAGAGGAGGGUGAGAGAAACGAGAACGCCGUGCAUGCUGGCUCGGAGGAAAGUAAAGAUGCCCCCAAGAUGCCUGGCACAGAUGGGGACAAGGAGCUCAGUCUCAGUCGCUCGCAGCCAGCUGAAGAAUUAGUGGAUAUGAAGCCUUCUUCACAAGGAAAUUUAUCUGGUGAUAGCAUGAAAGACAGUGUGUCCAAGUUAGAAGAAGAUUUAAGAUGGCCAGCGGCCUCUGCCUUGAAGGGUGACAUGCUUGGUGCCCCUGCCGCCUCCCCACCUGUGAACUGCCCUCCUCUUGACGAGGAGUCCUCUCUGAUCCAACAACUGGAAAAUCUCACAGGCAGAAAAAUCUCUGAGCCUCCUGCGAAAGCCCCAUCCUGGUUACAACCUUCUCCCACAGGGAAAGGCAGGAAGCAGGAAGAUGGGAAACCAAGACCCCUGUGGCUUAGUCCUCAGAAGCCCCUGGACUGGAAAGGCAGGCUUUUGUCAGACAGUGUCAUUGGCGAGGGUCCCAGAGAGAACGAAGCCGGGGAUAAAGGCCCCCAGUGUGAGCAAGGGCGGGUGACCAGCUGGAAUGUCAUUGCUGGUGAGAGACCCCACAGGGAAACCCCCAAAGUCUGCAGCGAUGACUUAGACAUCUUUACCAAGCCCCCGACCAGGGAGCGCCCUGCGAGUGGGAGGAGGAGCAUGAAGAAGGAUACUGUCAGCAGUAGUCAUGGUGACGACUGGCCAGCUAGCAGAGAAGACAACUGGUCCUCAAGGACUCCGCCAUGGCUGAGGUGGCACAGCAAGCAGGAACACACGCUGCAUGAGUCCUGGAACUCCCUCAGUGCCUUUGACCGCUCCCACCGGGGUCGCAUCUCCAACAUGGAGUUCCAGGGGGACAUCCUGGAUGAGUUUCUGCAGCAGCAGAAGAGCAGCCGGCACAGCAACCAGCUGCCUCCCUGCAAGCAGGAGAAAACAGAGCCGUUAAAAGGGCAGGAUGGCUGCUCUGGAGACACAGAUGACGGCAGUGACUUUAAAAUCCCCGUGUUGCCUUAUGGACAGCACUUGGUCAUCGACAUUCAUUCUACGUGGGGAGACAGACACUAUGUUGGCCUCAAUGGAAUAGAAAUAUUCAGCUCCAAAGGGGAGCCGGUGCAAAUUACAAACAUUAAGGCAGACCCCCCUGACAUCAAUAUCUUACCAGCUAAUGAGAAGGACCCCCGAGUGGUCACCAACCUCAUUGAUGGGGUGAACAGGACCCAAGAUGACAUGCACGUCUGGCUGGCCCCCUUCACGCCAGGCAGGUCCUAUUCCAUCUCUAUCCACUUCAGGCACCCUUGCCACGUCGCCCUGAUCAGGAUUUGGAACUACAAUAAGUCUCGGAUACAUUCCUUCCGCGGUGUGAAGGACGUCACAAUGCUGUUAGACGCCCAGUGCAUCUUUGAAGGAGAAAUCGCUAAGGCCACGGGAACCCUGACGGGAGCCCCAGAGCACUUUGGAGACACGAUCUUAUUCACCACUGAUGAUGACAUUCUUGAAGCCAUAUUCUGUUCUGAUGAGAUGUUUGAUGUCGAUGUGGAGAGCUUGGGCAGCCUGCAAUACGAGGAGGAGCUGAGGAGACCUAGCACAGCUGACGGCGAGAGAGACGAGCAGCCCUUCACCCAGGCCGGCCUGGGGGCCAGUGACCCGGUCCUAGAGCUAGAGCUGCCACCCAACUCCUCUGUCCCUGCAGUCGCCACGCCAGAGCCAGGCAUCUACCAUGGGAUCUGCCUUCAGCUGAAUUUCACUGCCUCCUGGGGGGACCUCCACUAUCUGGGGCUCACUGGCCUGGAAGUGGUGGGCAAGGAUGGCCAGGCACUGCCCAUCCAGCUGCACCAGAUCGCCGCCUCCCCCAGAGACUUAAAUGAGCUCCCUGAGUACACCGAUGACUCCCGGACCCUGGACAAGUUAAUCGAUGGGGCCAAUAUCACCAUGGAGGAUGAGCACAUGUGGCUGAUCCCCUUCUCGCUGGGGCUGGACCACGUGCUCACCGUCCGCUUCGACAGAGCCGAGAGCAUUGCAGGCCUGCGCUUCUGGAACUACAAUAAAUCUCCCGAGGAUACCUAUCGAGGGGCCAAAAUCGUCCACGUCUCUCUGGACGGCUUGUGUGUCUCCCCUCCAGAGGGCUUUCUGAUCCGGAAGGGGCCAGGCAACUGUCAUUUUGAUUUUGCUCAAGAAAUCCUCUUCAUGGACUACCUACAGGCUCGACUGCUGCCCCAGCCGGCCAGGAGGCUCAGCACAAAAAGCCUGGAGCGGGCAAGUAUGGACUACGAGGCACCGCUGAUGCCCUGUGGCUUCAUUUUCCAGUUUCAGCUUCUGACCAGCUGGGGCGACCCCUAUUACAUCGGUCUCACUGGCCUGGAACUGUAUGAUGAACGGGGAGAAAAAAUCCCCUUGUCGGAAAACAAUAUCGCCGCCUUCCCCGACAGCGUGAACUCCCUGGAGGGCAUGAGUGGGGAUGUCCGCACCCCAGACAAACUCAUCGACCAAGUGAAUGACACCAGCGAUGGCAGGCACAUGUGGCUGGCCCCCAUCCUGCCAGGCCUGGUGAACCGGGUUUAUGUGAUUUUUGAUCUGCCUACCACUGUGUCAAUGAUCAAACUGUGGAAUUACGCGAAAACACCCCAUCGAGGGGUGAAGGAGUUUGGCUUGCUGGUGGACGACUUACUCGUGUACAACGGGAUCUUAGCCAUGGUGAGCCACCUGGUGGGGGGCAUCCUGCCCACAUGUGAGCCCACGGUGCCCUACCACACCAUCCUCUUCACCGAGGACACAGACAUCUGUCACCAAGAGAAACACACCAUCAUCAGUAACCAGGUCGAGGAUCAGGAUGUUCAGAUGAUGAAUGAAAACCAAAUCAUUACCAACUCGAAAAGGAAGCCGAGUGUCGCUGACCCAGCCUUACGCCCCAAAACCUGCUUAAGCGAGAAGGAGAUGGUGAGACGAUGGCGGUGCUGACUGGCAGAGGAGGGAGAGAUGGCCCUCCCAGCCAGGGCAGGGCUAUGUCACCAGCCCCACUCAGCACCUGUGUCCCCCACCCUCAGUCCCAGGGGCUGGAAGAGAACCACAGCAGCACGGGGAUUCCCCUGGGGAGAGGGCACUGAAGGGUGACCACCCUGGAAACUACAGGAGUGAGAGACAACGAGGAUGGGGCUGCAGCAGUCCCCUGCGGCUCUGGCCUGGUUGCAGGUAGCUGGGACAUGUCGCCUCAUGCUUCUCCUACAAGAUCCAACAAAGCAGGGGGCAUGACUCAGGCCUGGGCUGAUCCUGACUCAGGCCAGGAACAUGGGGUGGGCUGAGGAGGCCACCUGUCCAGCCUCCUCAGGGCCCAGAGCAUAGCUAAGCAGGGAGACCAGGCCUCAGAGCUAACCCCAACACACAGGGGGUGUGCCAGGGAGACUCUGCCUUAAGAGGCCCCAGAGGAGGUGGCCAACCCCUCUGGCCUAUCUGGGAACUGGUGGAGCUGCUGAGAGCCUGGAGUUGCUUCCUGGACUGCUACAACCGCCUCCCCUGCCCCAGGUCCAGCUGAGGAGGAGCUGGUUCUGCAACAAUCUCUCUUAUCAAGGGACUGGCCAAGGGUGUGUGUCUGCUGAGGACAGGAAGUAACAUGGACCCACCCACUGUGCACCCUAGCAUGAGUUGGGCCCACUGUGGCAUGUCGGGGCACCAUCACUGUGCUACCAGGCCCAGAACCCAGAGAGCUAGAAGAACCCCCAAAUGCCCUCUGGAUACAGGCAUUGAGGGCAGGCCAAGGACACCGCCCCACCCAUCCCUUUUAUGUAGUAUGCUUGAACUUCGUGUGGAAGAAGGUGGCUCUCACUGCACCUUCACUGCCAAGUCCCUCCUGAUCUGAUCGGUGGCCUCACCUUCUGGCUUUCCUGCUUUCUGUCUAUGCCCCAAGCCCUUGGUGUUAGGCAGUGAGGUUCUUGUUGCCCAGGCCCCCACCCUUCUCCCUCUUCAUCUGCUUCCCAGCGAGUUGGAAAUGUGCCUUGUACCCCCAGCCGAGUGAAGCCCAGGACACAUCUAUUUCCAUCGAUGUAACAAGCUCGGAUCAGGGACCUAAUUGGUUUCCCAGUGGUGGGUAAUUUCUCGUUCCAAAUAUUAAUCCGUUGUUUUCCUGGCGCCUGGCCCAGCCCCGCUGCAGUACUGUACUCAAAGUACGUUCCUAUGCAACUGAGAGCCCCAGCAAAUACUUUAUGAGCUUUGCAGCCUCAGCUGGAGCAGCUAUGCAAAUGCGCUUUUCAUUUGGAGCACGGAGCUGAUGUGCAGAUAAGAAUUGUUUCUCUCUGAGAAGAUCCAUCAUUUCUGUAGCUUCCAAGCCCCCGGCACCUCUGCUCAGCUCCCAGAUGCGGCGAGCACCUCCCACCUGGGGGAGUCCGGGGCUGAUGGAACCAGCUAUCAUGACCAAAACCAGUGCCAUUGCUUUAGAGGGAGCCUCAUCUUCCCCUCCCUGCCCGAGGCGUGGGUACGGGUCAGAUUUGCCAGGGAGAUGGCACGAACACUACACACUCCCGCUCCCAGAAUUUCAGUCAACGUUUAUAAUAAUUGCAUGUACUGUGCAAUCUAGGAGGAGAAAAAGGAGCUGUACAGGCAUUAACUCUGAAAUAAAUUUCUAUUUUUUUCUCUUGUGAAAUCAAUAAAAGAUGUUACUAAGAA